AGUUAAAUGUACACAGCAAGCUUUGACACUAGUUCUGAAUCAGUUCAGCCCAAGUUUUUUGAAACAUAAACUUUUUAUGAAGCUGUAGUUUGUUAUUUGCGUUCAUAGACCAGGCUGAUAUCUUCUUCAAAACACUCGAUUAAGUUAUGAUUACAUUGAAAUAAUUACAAAGGAUUUCCUUUUAAUGACGACUUUUAAUUAUGCGGCCAGGACAAAAACGAGGAAGUGAACACGAGUCGUUGAAAAGAACUCAUAAAGUCUGUGCAUGAAAUCCCGCGAUUUCAUAAUCAAUCGCUACUGAUAAACGUACAGUUCCAAGUACUUCAACAGUUUGGUAAGAAAUCGAUCGAGGAAACGAAGUCUUAAGCAACAUGGGUGAUUCUAAUAGCGCUUCUAAAAGUUUUGGUCCUAGUUUCACAGCGUCCCAGCCAAGUGCCGUCUCUAUUGCUUUACAAACCGCAGUUCUGAGCCCCACGUUCAUAGCAAACUUCCUCGGUAACAUUUCUGUUUGCCUGGUUAUUUGGGGCACGCGUUCCCUCAGACAAAGACCAAGCAGUUCUAUUUUGGCCAGCUUAGCAAUGUCUGACUUCUCCUUGCUGUCGUUUCUCCUCUUCCGUUUGAUUUGGCUGUACGAUUUUCAAGCAGUAAACAAAGCGUGCGAACAUUUUAUAGUGCUGUUUAUAGUACUGUUGUACGUCAGCAUUGGUCAUAUUUGUCUUCUCAGUUGCGAUCGCUACAUUGCUAUCAUAUAUCCUCUGAGGUACACUGAAAUUGUCACCAGAAGACGGGUGACGCUAGCCUUGUUGGUUGCCUGGGGUGCCCCUGUGGUUUCCACGGUGGUUUUGCCUCUGUGUUUUGGUGGUGGAGCCCACUCUCAGUUUCGAACAAGCCUGAUCGGUUGCUCUGAGUCCACAGGCGAGCCACCCUCGUUGUACAAAGUUCAUCUCGCAUUCAACGGCACCCUGUUUCUGGUGAUUCCAUUUGUGGUGACGAUUUUCGUCUAUGGCCAUGUCGCCAAAAUCUCUUGGUAUCAGAGCAGCCGAGUUGAACCUGGCGAAAACCUGAAUCCCGAAACUGCUGAGUUAAGAAGAAGGAAGAAAAAAGAGAUGAAAUGGAUGAAGACAAUAGGUAACCAGAGCUUUGUUAGUCCUAACGGUACACUUUAAAUUCACUUUGCUAUUAUUCUAAGUUCAUUUUUGGUCACUUUACUCUGCUCCGAGUCGUGAUUCGUUUGUUGU
Molecule: messenger RNA, 1238 nt
Organism: Orbicella faveolata
Lineage: Eukaryota; Metazoa; Cnidaria; Anthozoa; Scleractinia; Merulinidae
Product: D(1)-like dopamine receptor
Biological process (GO): G protein-coupled receptor signaling pathway
Cellular component (GO): membrane
Molecular function (GO): G protein-coupled receptor activity
Source: RefSeq, a predicted model, not a curated record